AUGGCUGGAGGAACCACUGCUGGUCAACGUGAAAAUAGUCAAGGGACAACUCAAACUACAACGAAACCGAAUCCUUUUGGUUCAUUGUCUUCUGCACUUGGUAUCGGUUUGAGUUUGCUUGCAAGCAGAUUCCUUGGUAGAAACUUCUCAUAUUCCCAUUAUCCUUACUACAAUGGAUACGUAGGAUAUAGUUGGUACAGACCGACGUAUUAUUACUAUGAUCACUAUCCAUACUAUUACUAUAAUUAUCGUGGUUAA
Molecule: messenger RNA, 258 nt
Organism: Cercopithifilaria johnstoni
Lineage: Eukaryota; Metazoa; Nematoda; Chromadorea; Rhabditida; Onchocercidae
Source: the annotation of a GenBank genome assembly